This is a messenger RNA of Teleopsis dalmanni, 1720 nucleotides long. RefSeq names its product septin-2. The record is from RefSeq and is a predicted model, not a curated record. Gene Ontology annotation, cellular component: cell division site; septin complex; septin ring. Gene Ontology annotation, biological process: cytoskeleton-dependent cytokinesis. The transcript has 5 exons. NCBI's taxonomy places the organism in Eukaryota, Metazoa, Arthropoda, Insecta, Diptera, Diopsidae. Gene Ontology annotation, molecular function: molecular adaptor activity; GTPase activity; GTP binding. Bases 78 to 1334 code for a protein of 418 amino acids.
AUAGAUUGACGUAUAUAUAUCUAAUAUUGAAAUAUAUAUUUUAGUUCUUUCGUGUUUAAAUAAGUGGGAAGGGCACUAUGGGGACCGAAAUUAAUGUUAUUAAGAAUGACGUAUUUUUGCGUACUUUAAAGCAAUCAGGCCAUGUUGGAUUUGAUAGCCUGCCUGACCAACUGGUCAAUAAAAGUGUACAAAAUGGAUUUGUGUUUAAUGUUAUGUGCAUAGGUGAAACUGGGCUUGGAAAAUCAACAUUGAUGGAUACCCUUUUUAACACUAGUUUCGAAUCUGUUCCAAGUCCUCAUACCUUACCAACUGUGAAACUUAAGGCACAUACUUAUGAAUUGCAGGAGAGUAAUGUUCGUCUAAAAUUAACUAUUUGCGAUACUGUGGGAUAUGGUGAUCAAAUAAACAAGGACGAUUCUUUUAAAGCCGUUGUAGAUUAUAUAGAUGCACAAUUUGAAGCAUAUUUACAAGAAGAAUUAAAGAUAAAACGAUCACUCAUAACAUGUCAUGAUAGUAGAAUACAUGCUUGUUUAUACUUUAUAAGUCCUACUGGUCAUGGUCUUAAAUCUUUAGAUUUAGUUUGCAUGAAAAAACUUGAUAGUAAGGUUAAUAUCAUACCUAUAAUUGCAAAAGCAGAUACUAUAUCAAAAGCAGAAUUGUUGCGUUUUAAAUCAAAAAUUAUCCAAGAGUUAGCCAAUAACGGCGUACAUAUAUAUCAGUUUCCAACUGAUGAUGAAACGGUUGCAGACACAAAUACUGCAAUGAAUGCUCAUGUCCCAUUUGCAGUUGUUGGUAGUACAGAAUUUAUUAAAGUUGGAAAUAAGUUGAUACGUGCACGUCAAUAUCCUUGGGGUACCGUACAGGUUGAAAAUGAGACACAUUGCGACUUUGUAAAACUACGCGAAAUGUUAAUUCGCACAAAUAUGGAAGAUAUGCGUGAGAAAACACAUACACGCCAUUAUGAACUCUAUAGACAGAAACGUUUGGAGCAAAUGGGAUUCAGUGAUGUUGAUAACGAUAACAAACCAAUUUCAUUCCAACAAACUUUUGAAGCUAAGCGAUCUAAUCACUUAGCAGAAUUACAAGCCAAAGAAGAGGAGGUGCGGCAAAUGUUCGUACAACGUGUUAAAGAAAAAGAAUCUGAGUUAAAGGAAAGUGAAAAGGAGUUGCAUACUAAGUUCGAUAAACUUAAACGGGAUCACGCUGAGGAGAAGCGUAAGCUUGAAGAAUCUAGAAAAAAGCUUGAAGAAGAUUUUGUUGAAUUUAGUCGACGAAAGGCACAACUUGCUGCUUCACAUCACACAUUAACUUUGGGAAAAAAUAAAAAAAAGUAAUUCAUUUAAUAAGAAUAUUAAUUCCAUAUAUUCUUAUUAAAGUAUUCUUUUUAUAUAUUCUGCUUUAUAUUAUUUAUGUCAUAUACGAAAAAUUAAAUGUAUAUUAUAUUUAUGUUAAUGAAACCGCUUAUAUACAGUUAAUAUAUUAGUUCGUAGUUAUAACUACAUACAUAUAUAUUAUAUAUAUGAUAUCUCCUUUCGAAUUUUAACAUACAUUAAAAAUAUAUUCUUUUAAUAUUCGAUGAGCAUUUGUUUAAUAAGAAAACAAAGUAUUAUAUACACAUUCAUUCAUAACGCCAAGAUAAUAAAAGUACAUUUUUAUUCAAUUUGUAUUUCUAAAAUAUUUUUAUUCUCCAUAGAUAUUUAUUUAUAAUAAAUUAGUACAU